Molecule: messenger RNA, 2280 nt
Organism: Menidia menidia (Atlantic silverside)
Lineage: Eukaryota; Metazoa; Chordata; Actinopteri; Atheriniformes; Atherinopsidae
Source: the annotation of a GenBank genome assembly
UUGGAAGCUUCUCCGCGGCUCAGCGGCGCUUUUAGCUGCAGCAGCCUGCAGGAGGGCGGGGAGAAGCUCCUCCCGCUGAGGCCUCUGUGCCGGACCGGCCACAUUCGCUGGACCGUGAGCGUCUCCGGGCCCCUCGGCUGUGGCAGCGACUUCUGGGGCCCCCACUGCAGCAACCGCUGCCAGUGCCUGAACGGCGCCCAGUGCAGCCCCAUCACGGGCGCCUGCGUGUGCGGCGCCGGCUUCCAGGGCUGGCGCUGCGAGCAGCCCUGCAACGCCGGCCUCUUCGGAAAGGACUGCCAGCAGCACUGCAGCUGCCUCAACGGCGCCACCUGCCACCACCAGACCGGGGACUGCCUGUGCGCCCCCGGAUACGCCGGCGCCAUACCCGAGCCCAAGGCCCAGAAUCGCCCUCUUGAUUCACCGUCCACAGCCUGGAGGGGAAGGUUUGCUUUGGCAAAAGGGGCCCACACAGCCACCAGGGCCCCCAAAAGCCAUCAGGGGACCUCCAGGGCCACCAGCCCCAAGCCAGCACUAUCAAAGCUGCUAAAACGAGUCGUUCCUGGUCCGGUGUGCGCUCAGCCCUGCCCCUUCGGAUGGUUCGGCAUCAACUGCUCGCAGGAGUGCACGUGUGGAAACGGUGGCCUGUGCGACCACAUCAGCGGGCAGUGCCAGUGCACGCCGGGCUACCUGGGAGAGAGCUGCCAGGACCGCUGCCCGGCGGGCUCCUACGGCCCGCAGUGCGCCAAUAAGUGCGCCUGCCUGAACGGCGCCCGCUGUCACCACGGCAACGGCGCCUGCCUGUGCGGCGCCGGCUUCGCGGGGCCCGGCUGCCAGGACCGGCUCUGCCCCCCCGGCCGCUUCGGCCCCCUCUGCGCCCGCCGCUGCGCCUGCAGGGAGGGGAGCACGCUCAGCUGCCACCCGCUGUCGGGGGAGUGCGCCUGCUCCGCGGGGUGGGCGGGGCCUCACUGCAACCAGACCUGCCCCCCCGGUUUCCACGGCGACGGCUGCGGGGCGGCCUGCUCCUGCAGCAACGGCGCCGAGUGUGACGCCGUCAGCGGGGAGUGCAGGUGUACCCCAGGAUUCAUGGGAGACGACUGCUCCGUCAGCUGCCCCCCCGGCCGGUUCGGACCCGGCUGCUCCUCCUCCUGCUCCUGCCAGAACCAGCUGUCCUGCUCCGGCACCGACGGCUCCUGUGUCUGCACAGCAGGCUGGACGGGCCCGGACUGCUCGCUGCCCUGCCCCAGCGGGUUCUGGGGGCCCGGCUGCAACCGGACCUGCCGCUGCGACCCGGUCGGCGGCGCCGGCUGCGACCCGGUUAGCGGCGCCUGCACCUGCUCGCCGGGCCGGACCGGCGAGUCCUGCGACGCCCCGUGUCCGGAGGGCUCGUUCGGGCCGGGCUGCUCUCAGAGGUGCGACUGUGGCCUCGGCGCCGACCCGGCCCGCGGCGCCGGCUGCGACCCGGUUAGCGGCGCCUGCCGCUGCCUCGCCGGCUGGACCGGUGAGUCCUGCUGCUCCCCGCCCCCACACAUCCCGCCAGUUCUGACCGGGCGCCCUGUCCCAGAGACAGAACCGGACCCUCAGAACCAGACCGAGUCUCUGGUUGUGACCCGGGCCUGGUCCCAGUGCCAGAACCGGACCGGCUCCACUGUGACAGCCCCUGCGGGGGGGGGCCGCUGGGGGCCCGGCUGCUCCCACAACUGCAGCUGUGAGAACGGAGGCUCCUGCUCCCCCGAGGACGGCAGCUGCACGUGCCCCCCCGGCUACCGAGGCUCCAGCUGCAGGCGGAGUAAGCGCACACCACCCUGCACCACGCCCACACUGGCCUGUCCGCCGGGUUUCUACGGCCAGCGCUGCGGCCAGCCCUGCCCGGAGUGCGUCCACAGCCCGGGGCCCUGCCACCACGCCACCGGCCUCUGCCCGUGUCUGCCCGGGUUCUUCGGAGCCCUCUGCAACCAAGUAUCUCUGUGCCCCCCCCCCCCCCCCCCCCCCCCCCCCGGCUGCCCCACGGGUUUCCACGGCGCCGGCUGCACCGAGGUGUGCCGGUGCCAGAACGGGGCGGACUGCGACGCGGUGACGGGCCGCUGCUCCUGCAGGACGGGCUUCACCGGCCAGAGCUGCGAGCUCAAGUGCCCGGCGGGGACGUUCGGCUCCGGCUGCCAGCAGCUCUGCGAGUGCAUGAACAACGCCACCUGCGACUACGUGACGGGAACCUGCUACUGCAGCUCCGGCUUCAAGGGCAUCCGCUGCGACCAGGGUGAGCCUGCCACCCCAGACAGCUGA